This is a messenger RNA of Lactuca virosa, 1265 nucleotides long. The record is from the annotation of a GenBank genome assembly. Lineage: Eukaryota; Viridiplantae; Streptophyta; Magnoliopsida; Asterales; Asteraceae.
CUGGUCACGUCAUGGGCCCGUGGGACCUGUUCUUCACUGCACACCUCUGCGAGCUACUCGUCUACCUAUCCACAAAAAGUCAAAAGGAAGCUUUCCUAUCAUUCUUCUAUCUCCAUUAUUGACAUUUCUCUUGAAUUUUUUGGUUUUAAAUUCUUCCAGGAUCCUGAUCUUGAUGAAAUGGACCUAAUUUUGAGAUGAAUUUCGUUUUGUUUAUGUUGUUGCCCUGAUUUUGAAUUUUCGAAUCAUGAUGUGAUAAAUUAGUGAUUAAGAUUCAUUGUGGCAUCACAGCACAGGGCAAUUGACAUAAUCUACUAGUCAACAUACAGAACUCAUUGUUAUGGCUAAAUUCAGUUGUUGUUUUGGGAUGGUAGCUUCCCCAACAAACGGUGUUCUUGUUCAUAGAGCAAACAAUGGGGGAAGCAACAGAACUUUUGGAUGUUGAGAAUAUGAGAUUGUAUACAUACAAAGAUUUGCAAAUUGCUACAGGAGAUUUUAAACCCGAAAAUAAGAUAGGGCAAGGGGGUUUUGGUUCUGUUUACAAGGGACUACUAAAAGAUGGAAAAAUAGUUGCUAUAAAUGUUCUCUCUGCUGAAUCAAGACAGGGUUUGCGAGAAUUCUUGACUGAAAUAACUAUUAUUUCAGAUAUACAACAUGAAAAUUUGGUAAAGUUACAUGGUUAUUGUGUGGAAAAAGAUCAUAGAAUCUUGGUUUAUGGGUAUCUCAAAAACAGUAGUCUCGAUCAAACCCUACUUGGGGGGAAUCAUUGUAGCAUUAAAUUCACUUGGGAAAUUCGAAGGAAGAUUUGUAUAGGUGUUGCAAAAGGGCUUACUUAUCUUCAUGAAGAAGUGCAACCUCAUGUUAUUCAUAGGGAUAUUAAAGCAAGCAAUAUUUUACUCAAUGAAGAUUUUACACCAAAGAUUUCGGAUUUUGGUCUUGCAAAGCUUUUUCCAUCUCAUUUGACUCAUAUUAGCACAUGUAUUGCUGGAACUCUAGGCUAUUUGGCUCCUGAAUAUGCAAUAAGAGGCCAAUUGACAAGGAAAGCAGAUAUUUACAGUUUUGGUAUUUUGCUUUUGGAAAUUGUUAGUGGAAAACCCAAUCAAAAUAAACAGUUACCAGUUGAAGAACAAUAUCUUCUUGAAAGGGUAUGGGAACUAUAUAGGGAAGGGGAGCUAAAAAGGUUGGUUGACACUUCAAUGGAAGAUGAUGAUGAGGAUUAUGAUAAAGAUGAAGCUUGUAGGGUUAAUCUCAGAGUUAACAAAGUUUAA